CUCACACUUGAUAGCUGAUAAGAAGUUAAUGUGACAUUUCAUGUACUCCGUUCUGUUGAGUCUGCAUUUUUAAUUAAAAAUAUGUUUCGCCUGCAAAAUAGUAUAAAACACAUUCGACAGUAUACUCGUCAAUUUAACUCACUGGUCGAUGUUCGGCCUGAUAUUUUGGACUUGUUGAAAGCAAAUAAACCAAUUGUUGCUUUGGAAUCAACAAUCAUUAGUCAUGGAAUGCCUUAUCCGCAAAAUGUGCAAACGGCACAAGAAGUUGAAGAUAUCGUGCGCAAUCAGGGAUCGAUUCCAGCAACGAUUGCAAUUCUAAAUGGUAGAAUUAAAGUCGGUCUUUCUGAUGAGCACUUUGAAGUUUUGGGAAAAGGAUCUAAGAACGUUCCGACUGUGAAAACAUCCAGACGCGACUUGGCCUAUGUUUUGAGCAAAGGUUUGAACGGUGGAACAACGGUAUCGGCUACAAGUUUGAUUGCAAAUUCCGUUGGAAUCGAUAUUUUUGCCACUGGCGGAAUUGGUGGUGUGCAUCGCGAUUUUGAUAAAACUUUGGACAUAUCUGCCGAUCUAACCGAAUUGGGACGCUCUUCCAUGGCCAUUGUUUCAAGCGGAGUCAAAUCAAUUUUGGACAUACCAAAAACCUUAGAGUAUUUAGAAACGCAAGGAGUGUGCGUCACAACAUAUGGAACAGAUGAAAAAGAUUUUCCGGCAUUUUUUUCAAGAAAAAGUGGUUUCAAAGCACCAUAUAAUAUUAAUAGUCCAAUUGAAGCGGCCAAAUUGAUUAUAACAUCGAAAACUUUGAAUUUGAAUUCGAGCAUUUUAAUUGCUGUUCCUGUUCCUGAAGAAUAUGCAAUGAAUGGCAAGGAUAUAGAUGCUGCGAUCGAAGAUGCCUUACAAAAUGCCAAAUCGAGUAACAUCCAGGGCAAGGAAAUCACGCCAUAUUUAUUGAGUGUGAUUGGAAAAAUUACAAACAAUCAAAGUUUAAAUACAAAUAUUGCGUUAAUCAAAAACAAUGCCCGUGUUGCUGCUCAAAUAGCCGUUGAACUAUCUAAAAUCAAGCAGAAUAUUCAACCCAAUGAGGCACAUUACGCAUUACCAAACCACAUUAAAAAUGCUGUGGUACCUGUUGUUGUCGGCGGUUCGAUUCUAGAUAUGAAAUGUAUCAUUGAAGAUGACCAAGUCAAGCUCGAUGGCGCAACGUAUCGUACCAAAUUCUUGCCUAACUCGGGAGGUGGAGUGGGGAGAAAUAUGGCUGAAGGGCUAUGCAAAUUACACGGACAAGUUAAAUUUAUAUCAAAGAUUGGGAAUGAUAAGAAUGGUGAAAUAUUGAAAAGUUUACUCUCAGCUGAUUGUCAAGAAUGUCUGGAAAUUGAUGCGGAGCAAUCAACGGCCACAUGCAUCAUUGUUUUAGACAAAGCUGGUGAUUCAAAAAUUACGUUAGCGAACAUGGAUAUUCAUCAAUCCAUCGAUUCUUCCAUGAUACGAAAAUAUGAACAAGUGCUAAGGUCAGCUCCAAUUGUCAUCUUCGACGCCAAUAUUCCAAUCGACAGCAUGGGAACGAUCCUGGAGUUAUGUAAAAAAUACAACAAACCAGCAUUUUUUGAACCAACCGAUAUGCGUCUCGCAACAAAACCUUUCACAUUGCCAAAAGAGCUCAUUAAACAGAUAAAAUUCACUUCGCCAAAUAUUUACGAACUUGAUGCAAUUGCAGUACAUCUCGGUUGCGAGACUUUAUUACAAAAUGAUGACAUCAACAUUGAAGACCUAUUCCAAGAUAACAUUAUGCUCGAAAAAGUGAAGAAAUCUUCCGAACUUCUUGCAGAAUAUAUUGAUAACGUCAUAAUAACGCUGGGACCAUUAGGAGUAUUAUUAACACGAAAAAAUACGCCAGCUGAUUUUAAAUUUUUCGAUACAAAUCUUAGAUAUAAUGAAACGCAGUCAGCCAAAAGUGAUUUACAACAUAGAUUUUACUGGGCAAAGCAACUUUCGGGUAUUGUGAAUGUAUCAGGUGCGGGUGACAGUUUUUGUGUUGGAUUUAUCACAGCUAUGCUUAAGGCUUUAGAGGAAAGUGUUUGCUUUUCGGUUGGAAUGGAGUGUGCAAAGGCGGCCAUACAAUCACCCAAAGCUGUUCCCAAUAAAUACUUUGAUCGAAAUCAUGAAUGUUUCAAUCAGCCAAUUAAGUACAAAAUUGUUUAAUAGUAUUGGACAAAUUUUGAAUAAAACAGAAAAAAAACAAUUCAAAUAAACACCAAAUUCUUUCG
This is a messenger RNA of Contarinia nasturtii (swede midge), 2261 nucleotides long. Its product is annotated as pseudouridine-metabolizing bifunctional protein C1861.05. Bases 82 to 2196 code for a protein of 704 amino acids. The transcript has 9 exons. Gene Ontology annotation, molecular function: kinase activity; pseudouridylate synthase activity. The record is from RefSeq and is a predicted model, not a curated record. Lineage: Eukaryota; Metazoa; Arthropoda; Insecta; Diptera; Cecidomyiidae.